AUGUUGAGCUCCGCGAGCGACUUCAGCAGCUUGAGCUUCAAGAUUUGCUGCGCUUUGAAUCUCAAAGGCAUCUUGCUCUUGGCCACCUCGCUCUGGCUGCUUUGGAACGAGCUCGCGUCCAAUUGCUUUCCGGAGGUGCCGUCCAAUGACUGUAAGGCCACUGUCCUGCCACCACUGUUCUUGAUGGCGAUCUUCUCGCUCUACGUGGGCGCCUUCCUCAUGGGUCUCUUCCGCGAGGCCUUCACCACCCUGCCGAGGAAGUUUAACGCGCGCUACAUCUCUGGAAGGAUCUCGUGGUUGGCUGGCAUGUUGAUGUUUCUCUACAACCUGCCCUUCAUGCUCUUCGUCUUCAAGCUGGGCUUGAAGCGUUUAUACACCGACCCAGAGACCUUGGAUCAAGACUCCGAGGAGGUCAUGGAGGUCUUCGGGAUGCUCUUGGUCGAGGUGAUGCUGGGGAUGCGUGCCUUCGCGGUGUGCCUUGUAGUGGCCAUUCUGUUGAGCUUCGCACGUUGGAGCGCCAUCCACGAAGCCUCGCUGGGACUCGUGACGUCCUGCGCUGCGACGUCCGCUUCUGCCGCGACGUCCAGCGCGUUUGUGGCGCGGAAGGCGGAGGAGUUCUACCGUCCCAGGAUCCAAGCGUGUGCCUUGGGUGGUGGCUUAGCGGGUGUGGCAGCUGCGCUGCUGUUUGCGUGGGUGUGCACAGUGCAGUUUGAAACGGUCCCAGCUGCGAUGCCGAAGGAGUGCUCCCCGGCGCCCAGGACGCCUGAGAACGGAAUUCGUUUCUCCACCACCGCGGUGCGAAUCCUUCGUGCCGCGGCGAAUCCAGAGGCGCGGGGAAGCUCCUCCGAGCCGGAACGGAAGCAAAAAGAGCCGGAAUGGGGCGGGCGACGGACGAACUUGGGCGACGCCAGGGUGAUUUUAGAACCAAAGGCGUAUUUGAUGGUGAUUUGUGUUGCAUCUCAGCUUGGUCCUCGACUCGAGCUUCUAGGCAAGCGUGCCGCACCAAAGCAGGAUCCGGGCAGUGCCAAGAAGGCGAAGAAGGAUCGGAGAGAGAAGUGUUGCAUCGCCACGGUGGAUGCCAUGCCACUGGACUCCAACGACUGGAACUCCGCUGAGCCCUGGCCCAAACGCCAAAACGGACGCCAGUCGACGACGGAGGAAGAAGAGCCGCAGCCGGAGGCUUCGCCCAAAGCCAAGGGAAAGGCCAAAGCAAAGGCCAAGGCUAAGGCUAAGGCGGAGCCCAAGCCGAAGGCCGAACCCGCCGAGCCGAAGGCCGAGCCCAAGGCGGCUGCGGAGCCGCCCCGAGAAGCGGAAGCGCCGGCGCCUUCGGCGGCCGCGGAGGCGGAGGCGGAGCAGAAGGCGGCCGAGGCGGCCUUCGACCUGGGCUUCGAGGGAGACGACUUCGAUGACCUCUUCCUGGAAGAGGGCGAAGAGGAGGAUUGGCUCGACGACGAUGAUCUCUUAGAUCUCGAGUCCGGCGAAGAGGACCUCUUCCUCGAGGAGGAUGAGGAAGAGGAGGAUUUAGACCCCGAUGGGGUGGUGGGACCACCGGGGGAGUGA
Durusdinium trenchii is the source of this 1560-nucleotide messenger RNA. The record is from the annotation of a GenBank genome assembly. Lineage: Eukaryota; Dinophyceae; Suessiales; Symbiodiniaceae.